Molecule: messenger RNA, 8524 nt
Organism: Ixodes scapularis (black-legged tick)
Lineage: Eukaryota; Metazoa; Arthropoda; Arachnida; Ixodida; Ixodidae
Product: zinc finger SWIM domain-containing protein 8
Exons: 27
Coding region: 378-5948 (1856 amino acids)
Cellular component (GO): Cul2-RING ubiquitin ligase complex
Molecular function (GO): zinc ion binding
Source: RefSeq, a predicted model, not a curated record
AGAUUCUGCAGCGGCCGCAGCGAAUAUCGCAUAUCGCUGCAUAAACCAAGCGUCACUGAGAGAGGGUGAUCCCUCGAAAGGCAGAGAGAGUAAAAAAAAAAGAGGAGAUAAAAAAAAAUGGGCAGCUGAGAGCCUUGGACAGCUGACAACAAGGGAUCGGUAGGCUAUCAUUCAUAUUUCGGCUCCCAGGAGGUUCCUUCGUGUACGUGUUUCACCAGAAACCGAAAGUCCGACUCUCUGCCGACGCCUUCCGACUCCCUGGCCUCGGGAUGAGUUCGCCAAGUGCGUCUAAAAGACCGCUCUAUGUGGUCGUAAUUUGGGCGAUAUAAAUUUCUGUGGGUCUCUCGCCCAUCGGCAUCGGUGCUCCAGGCGCCGUAAUGUUUGACUGGGACGAAGGGGAUCGUUUUUCCUUCGAAGACAGCGACCGUUUUGAGGAAGACUCGCUCUGCUCGUGGAUCAGCGAGCCGGAGAGCCUGUGCAACAACUGGAGAGGCUGGAAAAGGCCGAAUGGAAACCCAUCUCACGCGUCGGCCGUUCACGGCGGUCGUUGCCGUCCCAAAGCCGAAGGAGGCCUGGUGCUGCCUCUGGUGGAGCUUGCUGCCAGGGAGGUGGCGGCGCACAUUCCCUUCGAAGUUGUCGAGCACGUGUAUCCGCCGGUUCCGGAGCAACUCCAGCUUCGUAUCGCCUUUUGGAGUUUCCCGGAGAAUGAGGAGGACAUUCGACUCUACUCCUGCUUGGCCAAUGGGAGCCCUGAGGAGUUCCAGAGGGGAGAGCAUUUGUUUAAAGCGAAGGCGACGAAAGACCUACUUCAAAUCGGCUUUCACCUCAGUGCUACGGUGCACCCACCACAGAGCCUGCCAGUGUCCAAGGGCUCCUACAACGUAGCGGUCACUUUUGAUCGCUGCCGUAUCACAUCUUGCAAUUGCACCUGCAGCAGUGCUGCCUCUUGGUGUUCCCAUGUUGUGGCUGUCUGUCUUCAUAGGAUCCAUCAGCCGAACCAGGUCUGCUUGCGAGCCCCGGUGUCGGAGUCUCUGUCAAGACUGCACAGGGACCAACUUCAGAAGUUUGCUCAGUAUCUCAUCAGCGAAUUGCCCCAGCAGAUUCUACCAACUGCUCAACGGCUGCUCGAUGAACUUCUUUCGAGUCAGCAAACCGCAAUCAACACACUGCGAGGGGCACCAGACCCAACCGCCGGAGCGUCUGCUUACGAACAAACAACGUGGUGCCUCGAUGAAGCGACGCUGCAUGAGAACAUCCGCAAGAUCCUCAUCAAGCUGUGCGUCCCCUCGCCCAUGGUGUUCAGCGACGUCAACUACCUGUCGUCUACAGCUCCCCCUGCCGCCACCGAGUGGUGCAGCCUGUUGCGUCCCCUCCGCGGCCGCGAGCCCGAGGGGAUGUGGAACCUCCUCUCCAUCGUGCGGGAGAUGUUCCGCCGCUCCGACCGGAAUGCCAUUCCGCUCCUGCAGAUCCUCACGGAGGAGGUGCUGGCGUGCGAACAGAUCCUGUGCUGGUGGUUCAACACGAAGGUGUCCCUCCACACGGGCUCAGGAGGCCACGGGGGCCGAGCGGUAGGGCACGGCAACGCCCACUCUUCGCAGCACGCCUGCAGCAGCCUCUGUGACGAGAUUGUCGUGCUCUGGAGGCUGGCCGCCCUCAACCCCGCCCUGUCUCCUCAGGACCGCCGGGACUUCUUCGUCCAGAUGGGCGAGUGGCAUGUGAAGACCCUGGAGCGCGUCUGCAAGGUGAGGGCUGGGGGAAAUGUGGCCGGCGGGGGCGGUCCAGUCAUGGGUGGUGCGAGGCGUUCGGACCUGGACGUGUUUACGGGGUUCAAGCCUUCCCUCGAGGCUUGCCUCCUUGACUGGACGGACUAUCCCAUCGAGAGCAUCACGUACGCCGAGGGAGGGGCCUGCAGGUGGUACUCGCCAUACAUGCACAUGCGGCUUCUAGAGCACGUGCCCAGAGACCAGGGGGUGGGCGGAGACGUUGCCAGCGGGAGCAACGACCACUCGGCCACGCUGUGCCGCAGAGGCAGGGCGGUGGAUGUGGGCUCUUCUCUGAGCGGGCCCUCUCACCAUCCCGACCGCAAGCCCAUUCACGUGCUUUGCACCACUGGUCAUCAUCAGGUGAACCCUCUGAUGUCUUUGGGCCACGACCUGGCGCUCUUAAACAAUGGCGGCGGUGCGAGCAAUCGCAGCUCGCUGAGCUCGGAAGGUUUCUGCGAGAACGAGGACGUCACCGGAGACUUCCUCCUGCCGGGCGUGGCUUCUGCCGUGCUAGGAGGCCUGCACGACCUUGACUCUGCCAUGUGCAGCAGCAGCACUCCCAAGGGGAGCAGUACCCUGACCCCUGCGGGGGUUGGUGAUCCCGAAGCUGCUAACGGAGAGAAGUCAUCCUCUCCCGAGGAUGCAGACUCCGACUGCUCGGGGGGGCUCAGGGACGGCGCUCAAGUGGGGCCAGAUGGGAGUGGUGGUGUCGAUGCAAAAGGCGAAGACAGGACAGCAACGGGGGAGGAGUACCACCUCUACUACUUCAGUUCUCAAGGAAAAUCUUCCAGCCCUGAAAGAAAUCGAGAUCUCAAAACUCCUGAUGAUGACUGUCUGGCCGUUCAAGUGAAGAAGAUAGAGGAUCCAUUUGAGAUCCUGUUUGCUCGUGCGGAGGCACUCCACGCCCACGGCCACACCCAGGAGGCAUCCAAGUUGGCGGUGCGCCUUGCCCACGAGCUGCUGGCGCGGCCUCCGAGCCUCGAGGUGGAGGGCCUCGCACCCGCAGCGGCGCCUUCGGGGAAGGCGACUGGGAACCGCCGGGGACGCCGUUUCAACCCUGCCUGGCACCAGGUGAGCCUGUUGGCAUCAGCAACGCUGGCCAAGGCUGCUUUCCUGUGUCAAGUCUUGGGUGAGAAUCAGGAGCAUCAUCACCUGGCGUUCAGAAUCGGACUCUUCGGACUCGAGAUGUCACGACCGCCAGCAUCCACCAAAGCUCUGGAGGUAAAGCUUGCUAACCAAGAGCAGGACCUGGUACUUCUGUUGAAGAAGAUUCCACUGGGAGACCUUGAGCUCAACGACAUCCGGGACAAAGCAGAAGCCCUGCGUGAUCACCGACUCCAGUCUCGUGGCGAUGCCUUGCUGCCUCUCAUGCUGUCCAGCUACAUCUUUGACGCCCUUGUCUUGUCCAAGAACAACACGAAGGGUGCUCCCAAUCCGGGCACUAAGCUGCCUUCGGACGAAGCCUUGGGAUUCGAAGCUGCUGUAGCUGCUUUAGGCCUGAAAGCCAAUGUUUCGGAAGCCGAACAUCCUCUGCUCUGCGAGGGCACAAGGCGCCAAAGGGGCGACCUCAGUAUCACGUUACUGGUGUUCUACAAGGAUGACCAGGAGAAGUUGGCCAAGAUCAUGGACCGCCUACUAGACAAGGAGGUGCAUCAGAUGUACAAGACUCCUCCGCCCAGCUCCUACUACAGUGCCUCUGUGCCCAAUCCGGUUGCCACGCCGGCCGCCAGUGGGUCUUCGGCAACGACAGAAGAUGCCUCCACCACGUCGUCCGCCAAGGUGGACGACGCCGCCCGUUCGGCUCCGUUGCCGGGAAACCCGUCCGGCGAGGCUGCAGUGGAUGCGGGCUUCUCAGGAGCUGCCGACAGCCUGGCCGAAGCCGGGAACGGCGUCGAGCCCGGAACACCACCCCCGAACACUCCGGGGAAUCCUCGACAGGACCACGGCGGCGGUGCCAGGGCCAAGGUGUCGCACCGGCACAACAGUGGUGAUCGCAGUGAGGGAGCCUCAAGCCCUGGCUGGGAGGAGAACUUCAAGGCCUGGGAGGCUAAGUUCCGCUGCACAAACUUCAGAACAACUAAGAAGCAUUCGGCAGGCAUGGCGAGCAUCGACAGCAGCGCUCCCGAGACGACGUCGAGCGACAACUCUCCGACGGUGGUGCGCCGAAGUGGCUGGGGCCGCCCAUGCGGGCCGGGCAGCGACAGCGGCAGCAGCGGGGAGAGCAGCGACUCUGUGGUCUCUUCCUCGUCCGGCGACAGGGCCACGGGGGCCAAGGCACGUCACACGGACAGCAUGUGCGUGCUGCCCUCAGACAGCCCCCCACCCAGCCUGUCGUCGGCAUCCCCGGCGACCUCGCGCUUCCUCGCUCCUGGGUCCUCGGGGCUGCAGGUGCCGGGAAGUGGUGCCCGGGGAGGCUCCGCCCCCCCGGCGGCCCCACCCCCGCAGAAGCCGCCUCCCCCAAGCCGCAUGAAGGGCAAGCGGGGCACCUGCCCGAGCCUGCCGAACCAGCCGAGCGAGGCGUCAGCCCACUUCAUGUUUGAGCUGGCCAAGACUGUGCUGACCAAGGCCGGUGGCAACUCGAGCACGGCGGUUUUGUUCACCCAGCCCUCGGCGAGCCAGAACCACAGGGGACCCCACAGGGCCCUGCACAUGUGCGCCUUCCAGAUCGGCCUGUACGCGCUGGGCCUGCACAAUGCUGUCUCCCCCAACUGGCUGUCCCGCACUUACUCAUCUCACGUCUCCUGGAUCACAGGGCAAGCCAUGGAGAUUGGCAGCAGCGCGCUCAUGUUCCUCAUGGACACAUGGGAAGGCCACCUGACCCCGCCCGAAGUGGCGUCUCUGGCGGACAAGGCGUCUCGAGGUCGGGACCCAACGAUGGUGCGGGCGGCCGCCCAGCUGGCCCUUUCCUGCCUCCCGCACGCACACGCCCUCAACCCCAACGAGAUCCAGAGGGCCCUGCUCCAGUGCAAGGAGCAGUCGGCCGCCGUGCUCGAGCGGGCCUGCCUGGCUGUCGAGUCGGCCGCCAAGGGAGGCGGUGUUUAUCCGGAGGUGCUCUUCGACGUUGCACGCAGAUGGUUCGAGCUGUACGAGGAGACCCACCAGGGGGGCGGGGACGCCCCGUCCCCGUCGGAGGCCGGGCCCCGCAUCAGCCCGCCCCCCGUGCUGGCGUCCUCCCUGAACCCGGGGGCCGACGGACUGCCGGAUGUGGCCGCCCCCUUCGUGGUCGAGGGGGUGGCUGCCGCACAGUCGCCCCAGCUGCCCAUGGUGCCUCCCCUGCAGUACAGCCUGCCUUACAGGGCCCCUCACUACCCUUCUUACCUGGGAGGCCUGCCGGCAUUCCACCACCCGCACCACCUGCUGGUGGCGCAACACCCGGCCUACCUGCAGGCCCCGCCCACCUACCACUACCCUCCCCUGCCGGGCCACGCCCAGUUUUAUGCGGCAGCUGCCAGCAGGCACGGGGCCCCUCCACAGGCCCCGCCCCCCGGGGCCUAUGCGCACCAGAUGAUUGGUGUGCACGUGACCCCAAUGGCGAGGGCGGUGCUGCCCAUGGCCCCACCCCCUCCUCCGGCUGCCCCGCCACCUCCUGCAGCUGCGCAGGUGGGGCAAGUGCAUCAGCUGAACCAGACGCAGCUCAACUACCUGCUGUCUGCCUACCGGGUGGGGCUGCUUGCCAUGGAGACCCUGGCCCGCCGCGUUCACGACGACCGGCCCCAGGCCAAGUACGCCCGGAACCCGCCCUACGGGGAGGAUGUCAAGUGGCUUCUAGGAGUGGCCAAGAAGCUAGGUACCUCAUAUUUGCAGGAGUUCUGCAUCUGUACAGUGAACAGCGUUGCCAGUCCAUUUGUGUUGUAUGAAAUUGUGACGGACACUGCGCACCACUUGACGCGCUCCAAUUCUGCCACGGUAUCCAUGCCAGUUCGAUCUCACGUCCUCACGCCUCUCAUUCAGAAGUGCCAGCAAAUGUUCAUUGCCUGCACCCACACCAAAAUGUACCACAUCACGCCAGCCGAGUACGACGAGUUCAUCAACAUCCUGCGUAGUGCACGAAUGGCCUUCAUGCUCACACCCGGAGGCAUGGUGCAGUUCACGGAGCUCCUGCACAGCCUCCGGCGUUCCAAGUCCUGCAAGAAGGACUUAUGGCAGCGCAUCAGCAACCUGGUGUCGACCACGCCUCCCAUCUGACGCCACCACAGCCUCCUAGGCACACACAAUUGAUUGCCCGCCUCUUCUGCACCGUUUUCUGCCGUCGCCGCUCCUUGUCGUGCCGCUUCUACUUUGGGAUUUCCGUUCAAUGCGUGCCUCGUCUGUUCCGUUGGCGUCUUUCCAUCUGCUACCGCUUGUGACAGUGUUGUGCGGGUUCAAGGAGCGUGCUGCUAGGGUCUGUGCCGAAACGGGUGUCGCCGCUGCUUGCCUCGGCUCAUCGAAACUGUGUACUCGAAAAAGAAAAAAGAAAAAAAUACUCUUUAUAAUUUAUUAUACACUGACUGCUCGUUUGUGCCCCCCGACUGGUGAACUACGGUACGGUGCUCUUCUCUGCUUGGACGGUGUACGCGGCAACCACCUCCUCUGCUGUCCUCCUCCUGCCCGAAGGACCGAACCUUGUUGCGAGGGACAAUUGUUCCGUGCUGCUCUCACUCGAUUUCGGUGGGCCUCCGACGGAAAGCUGUGCUGGUGCUGCGAGCCUUGGUGCUUGUGUAUCAAGCGCUGGGCUUGUCGAAACUGAGUUCAAGCGAGGCGCUGCGCGAAUGGGCUUUGCGCCGUUCUUUCUAUGGCUAAACACUGGUUCGUCACUCCUCUCGUGUGCUGUUCACUUUCUUCUUGUUUGUGGGUGCAUUGUGCUGUUUAGUUUGUUUUUGAAAGAGGGAGGGAGAAAGGGAGGUCGAGUGUACAUAUAUUUGAUUUUGCUCAAGAAGAAUGAGAAGCAAAACUAUUGGAAAACAGCCUGCCCCAAACGAGAACUUCCUUUUUUUUUUUUUGUACUCGUUUAUUGCUUUGUGAUGUCUUUCUUAAGCUUCAGUUGCCUUUUAAUUUUUCCGGGUGUCGAUGUGACAGACCACCCUAUCUCUUUCCUUGCCUGUUAACCUUUAUUUUAUUUGUUUCUGUACUCUUUCGUUGCUCCGUGAUGUAUUUCUUAAGUUUCAGUUGUGUUUUAGUUUUUCAUGGUGCGGACAUGACUAACCAGCCCAUCUCUUUCCUUGCCUGCCUUGUCCUUGGCAUCGAAGCGCACAUGUAGCGUGACAAGUGGUGUCCGAGGAAUGCGGCAUAAGAAGAGCGCCGUCUGCAAACAAGAAAGACUGGGAGAAAGCUGAGAGACGUGGUUGCAAAAGCUCCAGCUUUGCAAAAGAGUAGCAAACAACAGAGACUCGCCGCUGUCGUCGUCGCUCCAAGAAUGGGCAGAGACUGGCUUCUAAUUGAUCUCGUGCGGAGACCUCCUGUCGUGCACCCAUCCAGGCAGGGGCGCACCACUCGCACCCGACGCCUGUGCGCGACACAUCCUGUACACAGUUGCAUACCCACGUCGAAUCUCUGCCCUGCCUUCUGCAAGCAUGGCCCCCGUGCCACCAUCUGCCGUGGCUCAUUGGAAGGUGUUACUGCUCCGGCAACUUCCGAGGGGCGGGGCCCGGACAGUGCAAGGCUGAGAGUUUUGGAGCUAUUUUUCAUGGUACAUCAGUGCUCAAGUUGUGGUGAAGCAGAGUUUUUCCAGUGUCUGGUGGUGUUUGUUGUUUCCCCCCCUUCCCCCGUUUGUUGUUGUUUACUGUUGUGGUGACGAUGGUGGUGUUUUGAGUAUGUUGUAGCGACCAUUGCUCUUUUUUGUUUUCACAUAAUUGCCAUUAUAACUAUAUUGUCAUUAUAAACCAUGUGACCAUACAUUGCAUCCAUCAGCGCAUGUGCGUGCUACGGGAAUGGGGGCUCUUACGGCACCCUGUUCCCGGCUGUGUUUUAGUGUAAUUUGUCAUUGGAGAACGAUCGGAGAGGUGGCAGGCAGCGUAGUUGCUUGCAGUGUAAGGCUGAGUGCGGUAGAUUUACAAGCAGUUCUCCUUGCCUUUUGGUUGCAGUUUGGCUGUGCACUUGCAGAGUUCUCAGUUCAAAGUUGCAAGGUCGAACCUUACACCUGGGUGCCUGGAAUCUUCUUUUUCUGGCCAGUUGUGUUUUUGGAGUUGUAUUUCAAUCUGCUACGAACCAGGGAUAGAACAACAAUUUCCCGUUGGGGUGUAAAGGCACGAGCUACUGUUUCUUUUGAAUUAAAUCGAAUAAUUUGUGCUUGAAAAUGUGUUUGUGCAAGUAGGCUGAACUGUCUUGAUUCAUGCUUGUAGCUUUACGCACAACAACUGGUCAGAACUGGCUGCAUAUGGUUAAGAAAAGCGAUGCAUUCACGAUUCCAUCAUUGGCUUCUUGGACUACUUAAAGCUUGCUUCAAUGGGAUAUUGUGUUUUUUAAGGUUCUUCAGAAAGAACAGUUUCUAACCCGUCCACAAAGCAACCUUCCCAAUGUUCAUGAGACAUCCCACAUGUGCACGCAUAGUGCUGAAGGGGGGAAAAAAACAUACAUGCAGCAUGACUAGCAUAUUCAUUAUGACAGAGAGCUGCGGAUCUUGUAUCUGUUUGUGUGACUUUGUGAUAUUAUUUAUCGAAUUUGUUUAAGUUCUAAUGCUUCUUCCUUUUGCUACCAUUUCCAAGCAUAUUAGUGUACGUUUUAACGAUCUUGUGACUGUCACUGUCUUAGCAUUUCAUCCUAGAAUAAAUUUUUCUAUGUUACGA